CUUUUUUUUUUUUUAAAAAAAACCCUAAUCUUUUCUCUCUAUCUCUCUCUCCGCCAUCAACGGCGGCGCUUUCGCGCGUGUUCCUCAUGCGCCGCCAUUCUCUUUCUUUCUUUCUCUUAUUCCCCUGUUCUUGAAAACCUCAGUCGUCGUCACCUUCCCUUUAAAAAGUCCAAAUCUCCAUACCCAUUUUCUUCAACCUUCUUCUUCUUCUUCUUCUUUGAAUCUUUAUUUCUCUCUCUCUCUCUCUCUCUCUCUCUCUUCCGAUGAAAUUAAAUCCAUAGAGUUAGAGAGAGAAAGAGGCUCUGUUUCUUGGGGUCUGGUUCUGUUGCUCUGUUUUCCCCUGUUUCUCGAACUUUCCAAUGGCGGUGAGCAAUUUUUCAUUCAAAUCAGGUAGGCUAAAUCUCUAUAAAAUAACUUUGGUCACGAUCCUUUGUGCCGUCUUUUACCUUGUUGGCGUUUGGCAACAAUCCGUCGGAAAAUCCCUCAUCUUCGCCGGCGGAAAUUACGCAUGUACAACAUCCACCGCUGCGGCCACCUUCGAAAAUUCCACUGCUACCAGCGUCAUCGACCUUGAUUUCGCCGCCCAUCAUACCGCCGCCGACCUCCCUGUUGUCCAGAAGGCGCGUCGCCCUAACUUCCCGCCGUGCGACUCGAAGCUUUAUGAAUACACUCCCUGCGAAGACCGAGACAGGUCGCUCAAAUUCGACAGGGACAGAUUGAUUUACAGAGAGAGGCACUGCCCGGAGGCCGGCGAGAUUUUGAAGUGCCGGGUUCCGGCGCCACCCGGUUACAAGGUGCCGUUCCGAUGGCCGGAGAGUCGGGAUUUCGCAUGGUUUUCGAAUGUUCCGCAUAAGGAAUUGACAGUGGAGAAGAAGAAUCAGAAUUGGGUCCGGUUCGAGAAUGACCGGUUCAGAUUUCCCGGUGGCGGUACUAUGUUUCCUCGUGGCGCCGAUGCCUAUAUCGACGAUAUCGGAAAAUUGAUCAAUCUUGCCGACGGAUCCAUUAGAACCGCCGUUGACACCGGCUGUGGGGUGGCAAGUUGGGGCGCAUACUUAUUGUCAAGGAAUAUAGUGACAAUGUCAUUUGCACCUAGAGACACUCAUGAAGCACAAGUUCAAUUUGCACUUGAGCGCGGAGUUCCGGCUUUGAUCGGUGUUCUUGCUUCCAUCAGACUCCCCUAUCCGUCUCGAGCCUUUGACAUGGCGCAUUGCUCUCGUUGUCUCAUUCCCUGGGCUCAAUCAGAUGGGAUGUACUUGAUCGAAGUCGAUAGAAUUCUAAGGCCUGGUGGCUAUUGGGUUCUUUCUGGGCCACCGAUAAACUGGGAAAAUCACUGGAAAGGUUGGAACAGAACAACCGGGGAUCUCCAAGCCGAGCAGUCGAAAAUCGAGGCUGUGGCUAAAAGUCUUUGCUGGAAAAAGUUGAAGCAGAAGGAUGAUAUUGCAAUUUGGCAAAAACCAACCAACCAUAUUCACUGUAAAAAGAAUCGCAAAGUGUUCAAAUUCCCCAACUUUUGCCAGGAACAGGACCCGGAUAGCGCAUGGUACACUAAAAUGGAGCCUUGUCUGACCCCACUUCCUGAAGUGUCUGAUGUAAAAGAAACAGCUGGUGGGCAGCUGCUCAAUUGGCCAGAGAGACUGACAUCUGUUCCACCAAGAAUUAACAGUGGCAGUUUAAAGCAAAUCACACCACAAAACUUCACUGAAAACACAGAGUUAUGGAGAAAGAGAGUAGCACAUUACAAGGCCUUGGACGGCCAGCUUGCUGAGCCCGGGAGGUACCGCAAUUUGCUUGACAUGAACUCGUUCUUGGGUGGUUUUGCAGCUGCCCUCGUUGAUGAUCCUCUGUGGGUCAUGAAUAUCGUCCCUGUCGAAGCAGAUUUUAACACCCUUGGAGUCAUUUACGAAAGAGGACUUAUCGGAACAUAUCAAAAUUGGUGUGAGGCAAUGUCAACUUAUCCUCGAACGUACGACUUCAUACAUGGUGAUUCGGUCUUCAGUAUGUACAAGGACAGAUGUGAAAUGGAGGAUAUUCUGCUGGAAAUGGACAGGAUUCUGCGGCCACAAGGCAGCGUGAUCCUGAGAGAUGAUGUGGAUGUGUUGGUGGAAGUCAAGAGCAUUGCUGAGGCUAUGCAAUGGGAAUGUCGAAUCGCAGACCAUGAGAAAGGACCCCAUCAGAGAGAAAAGAUAUUGGUGGCAACCAAGCAGUAUUGGACAGCAUCUGCAACUGAAGAAGAAAAUCAAGAAAAGCAAACAUCUUCUCAGAGUUAGCAGUGUCCCAAUGUUCGAUUCAAAAUUCUGUUCCUUUUUUCCUUUCUAAUCUUUGGGGUCAAUAACUCUUGAUCAUAAAUUCAUUUUUUUGUUUUUCAAUACCCAUUUUUUGUGAAGGGGCUCUCGAAGGUUGUAUCACAGUAUCAAAUUAUUUUAAAAGAGAAAAACUAUUGAGGUACCAAA
Cucumis melo (muskmelon) is the source of this 2450-nucleotide messenger RNA. RefSeq names its product probable methyltransferase PMT15. The record is from RefSeq and is a predicted model, not a curated record. NCBI's taxonomy places the organism in Eukaryota, Viridiplantae, Streptophyta, Magnoliopsida, Cucurbitales, Cucurbitaceae. Gene Ontology annotation, cellular component: trans-Golgi network; cytoplasm; endosome. Gene Ontology annotation, molecular function: methyltransferase activity. The coding region runs from base 360 to 2267 and encodes 635 amino acids. The transcript has 6 exons.